CAGACAGUCCCCAGCCAGCCAUCAUCAUCGCAUCGUCCGUCAGUCGCAGUUUGCAGUCAGAGUGAAAACUGAAAACUCGAAAACGAAAAAAUUUCAUUCGCCAGUGAGAAAAGGUGUAGCAAAAAGCUCACAUCGCGGAACGCGGAUCGAAGUGCAGCAGUUUUCGGUGAAGUGUGAAACAUCGAAAUUACCUUCAGGUAAUUCGGAAAGAAGAACGGUUUUUGGUUCACAAUCCGUUCUGUAAGUGGGUGGGGAAGAAAGCAAACUUGGCAAUUCGCUUGCCAUCGCUGGUUCUGCGGGUGGAGGCACGAGUAGCUGGAGACCUGCCUCCGUGGCCAGGUCUGGGUGAGUGGGUCGGUUCUGUGUGCGUUUUUCAGUUCAGGCCAUCUUUAUCAAGUGCGGAAGAAAAAAAAAUCUUUAGUGCGGUGACGAACGAGUGCUCCUACGGGAAAGUGGUUUCUGGAAUUUGUCUCUGCUCGAGAAAAGUUGGGCGAAAGAAAAACGUCAGAAUCCAAUAAACUGCUUCUCCAUCAGGCAUCGUCAUCAGGCUGGAGGCGGGUGGCAUCGGGUGGCGGAGGAGGGCAGGCAGCGAAAAAUGUUGACAGAAUGGCCCACCAGCAAGCAACCAGUCUAUUGAGCUCGGGGAUCUCUCGACGCAAUCCGGAGGACGAGUACGAGCUGAUCCACAAGAUUGGCUCCGGAACAUACGGCGAUGUUUACAAGGCCAAGAAACUCCAAUCCAACGAACUAGCGGCCAUCAAGGUGAUCAAGCUCGAACCGGGCGAUGACAUCCAGAUCAUCCAGCAGGAGAUCGUGAUGAUGCGCGACUGUCGCCAUCCGAACAUCAUCUCCUACUAUGGGUCCUACCUGCGGCACGACAAGCUGUGGAUCUGCAUGGAGUACUGCGGUGGUGGCAGCCUGCAGGACAUCUACCAGGUGACGGGCCCGCUGACGGAGGUGCAGAUUGCGUACAUGUGCCGGGAAACGUUGCUGGGGCUGUCCUACCUGCACUCGAUGGGUAAAAUCCAUCGGGACAUCAAGGGGGCGAAUAUCCUGCUGACGGAGAAGGGCGACGUCAAGCUGGCGGAUUUCGGCGUGUCGGCGCAAAUUACGGCGACCAUCAACAAGCGGCGAAGUUUCAUCGGAACUCCCUACUGGAUGGCACCCGAGGUGGCGGCUGUGGAACGAAAAGGUGGUUACAACCACCUCUGUGAUAUUUGGGCAUGCGGAAUUACCGCUAUAGAACUGGCUGAACUGCAGCCGCCGAUGUUCGACCUGCACCCGAUGCGGGCGCUUUUCCUAAUGUCCAAGAGCGGUUUCAAACCUCCUGCGCUCAAGGAUAAGGACCGGUGGAGCACCAACUUCCACUCGUUCCUGAAGGUGGCGCUGACGAAGAAUCCGAAGAAACGACCGACGGCCGAACGGUUGCUGCAGCAUGCUUUCUUCCAGUCGGAGAUGUCCAUCCGGUUGGCGAUGGAGCUGCUGCAAAAGUACCACAGUCCCCACCAGAGCUACUUCUACCACGAGGAAGAAGAGGGGGCUGUUGCAAUUGGACCACAAAGAAUUACGAGCAAAAUGCAUUCUCCUAGUCCCGUGUAUAUGUGUAAACCUAUUAUGGAGAAUGAUCGAUCAUCUAGUCCUGAAACUCUACCAAGUGAUAUGAGUCUAUUGCAUUAUAUAGACGAGGAGUUAAAGUUAAGGCGAACGCUUCCGCUGUCGAACAAUCCGAAUGAUUCGGGCGGCGGCGAUUGUUCCUGUACCGAGGAUAACAGUUACGACAAUAACGGAGCGCGGGACGAUUCCACGCUGAGCUACGCGGAUCUUGAUAACCUGAAUGCGCGGUUUGAGAAGCUAAACUCGCAACAGAACGGAACGAACGACGACGAUAGUCAGAGUAAGCGACGUUCGAUGGACCAGUUGACGGGACUGUUCAGCGAUCUGGAAAAGUCUUCCAGGCAGCGCAGUUUAAGCGACGGAGAUGGUGGUAAUGAGAAUGAUACCCAACCGGAUCUUCUGAACAACACCCCUCCGGUGCCGCCGAAGCGGACCCACCGCAGUCGGCGGCACACACCUCCCAGGCCCGUCUCGAACGGGCUUCCACCGACGCCAAAAGUUCACAUGGGUGCCUGCUUUUCCAAGAUCUUCAACGACUGUCCGCUGCACAUUCACUGCACGACAUCGUGGAUCCAUCCGGAGACACGGGAUCAGCAUCUGCUGAUCGGUGCCGACGAAGGCAUCUUCAACCUGAACAUGAACGAACUGCACGACGCCGCCAUCGAGCAGCUAUACCCCCGGCGGACGGUGUGGCUGUACGUGAUCAAGGACAUUCUGAUGUCGCUGUCGGGCAAAACCUCGCAGCUGUACCGGCACGACCUGCUGGCGCUACAUUCCAAGCAAACGCACCGCUUCUCGCUUCACAUGAAGAAGAUCCCGGAGAAGUUGGUACCGCGAAAGUUUGCGCUCACGACCAAGGUGCCGGACACCAAGGGUUGUACGCAGUGCUGCGUGACGCGGAAUCCUUACAACGGGUACAAAUAUUUGUGCGGUUCGUUGCCAAGCGGAAUCUUCCUGAUGCAGUGGUACGACCCGUUGAAUAAAUUCAUGCUGCUGAAACAGUGUGACUGGCCGUCCGGAAAUAUGCAGUAUUACGGGGUGAACUCGAACGUGUUCGAGAUGAUCAUCACCCCGGAGCUGGAGUAUCCGAUCGUGUGCGUGAACGUGAGGAAAGGCACGAACGACAGUCUCAAGCUGGAUUUGAUCAACACCAAUAACACUUCCAGUUGGUUUAAUUCUAAUGUGGAAGAGAUGGACGGUAUGGCCACUGUGAUCAACCGAAGGGAUACCUUGCGACCAAUAAAAGUACAUCAGAUCGAGCGAGAUGCAAUUCUAGUGUGUUACGAUAAGUUCGUACAAAUAGUCGACGUAGUAGGAUCUCCCAAACAGAGUAAAAAGUAUAUUUCUCGGCUGGAGUUUAGUUUUAAUAUCGAUAGCAUAGUUUGUCUGACCGAUAGUGUGUUGGCGUUUCACAAAAAUGGCAUGCAGGGAAGAUCGUUACGGAACGGUGAGAUUACCCAAGAGAUUACCGACAUCAGUCGGAUAUACGAGCUAAUCGGGAGCGAUAGUCGAAUUGUUAUGCUGCAGAGCCGCAUCCUGCGGCCAGCGGACUCGAUGGACGGCUCCAGUGAGGAGGGCCACGAUCUGUAUUUGGUUGCCGGUCACGAGGCCAGUUACUAGCGGGCAUGCGGCGGCAACUACAAUUAGAACAACCAGCAUCAAACAGCACGGAAACGGUACGUACGUACUACUGUAAUAUUUAGCAACUACGUAGGCAACAACCAUUUAACAAAAAAAAUUAAAGAAAAUAUUUAUAAAAAAGGACAAGCAGCAUGCAUAGCAAAAACAAAAUUUUGGAUCGAACAAUACAGAACGAACAGUAGCCUAUAUUUGGGCGGAGUACGAUUGAACAUGUACAGGUGCGGGAGCUGGCGCUUCUAAACUGUAAAAUAUGAUAUAUUAAAUAUAUCUCUUUCUUUUGCGAAAACUCAAAAUUUCACUUUCAGUAGAGAAACGAAGGUUUAAUUAUCAAGAUAAUCAUCCAUCUUCGGUUAUAUGCCAGUUUUAUAAAAUAUUAUUCUCUCUAUAAAACCGCCAUAAAACCUGAAUGGGUACUCAGGAUGGGUUUGAUUGAUUGGAUUCUGAAACUUUUGCACCUUGAGGAAACCCCCUGACGUUCUUUUAAUUGUACUCGCAAUUAAGUUAGAUUUGGGUGUUUUCUUUUUAGAACGAGCAUUAAUUUGAAUAUGUCUAUUUUUCGAGUGUUUUUAUUAAAUUGCCCUUAACUCUAAAGGAAACAAAUUGGUAAUGAAGUUUGUUAUUUCAACAUUGCAAUAAUUUGAUUUGAUACAGUCGAGUCUAACCUGUAUGUUGUUCCACACAUUUUGAUGGAUGAAUAACUUCUACGUGCUCCUCAGGUUUCAUUUUAUUUUAUAUUAGUAGACAUUCAGUCGAGAAACUUUUUGAUCGAACGUUCAUUUCACCAGUCGGUAAUUCUAAAUUAUAUUUCAUUAAAUUUAUAAGACAUUCGUUUGAGCGAUAAUUGCAGAAAAGAUCUUUGGUUGAAAUUGUCUAAAACAUCAUCCUCUUAACUUACUCAGAAUUCAUUUUCGACCCAAUGCUCAUUCGAUCAAACUUCUCGUCGGAGAAAAUGUCAUGGCUUCUGAAUCAUUUCUACUAAUAAACACGAAAUCUAAGAGAACACAGAAGAUUCUGAUCCAGUGCAAAUAUAAAAAAAAAAUUUUUCUCAAUGUAGAACCAAUUUAAUAACACAAAACUAUUAUAUAGACAAUGUCUAUUAGAUGAAAAUAGAUUUGGUAAACAUAACUGAUAAACAGCAGGACAAUUAACCAGGAGCAUAUAUUUUAUAUGAUUUAAUAUGGAAACAUUCUUUGCAGACAUACAAUUCAAAGAGUUUGUUUGGUAUAGAAGAUCCUGACAUAAAAAGCAGAUUGCAUAAUCAUACCGAAUUGAAUGUUCUCAAAAACUAGACAUAUAUAAACGUUUUUCAACCGAUCUAAGAAAACAUUUCACAUACUGUAGAAGAAGAAAACUAGUAAUAUGAGGUAUUGUUGGCAGAAACUGAUGAAAGCUAGUCGAAAAAUCUGGAAUUUAAAUAAUUUCCUGCGAAUGUAUGCAAAUUACUUUCAGAGGUAAGUAAUGAUAGGCUAAUAACAGUGUCUCUUCUGUUAGACUGGCAACGACAUUAACUAAUUGGAGGGUUUAAAUUCUGUGUAUGGAUCGUUGAAAAUUAUAGUACCCCUCCUUCUCUUAAAGUAAGCUCUUACGCGUUGAGGGCGUGACUCCUAUUAGAGAUAAUUUUCAUUGCUUUGAUCAACAGAUUUCUCGCAAGGUUUCAUCAGUUUCCAUCCCACUAUUCUGUGCGUCGCAACACAUUUGUAAAAACGAAAGAAAAACAUCCAUUGCAUUUAUUUUUUGAAGUCAAAGUUUACCACUACAACACAGUGAUACAGAAACGGGACCGGAAACUUUGCAGAACGCAUGGUUCUUUUUUCAUUCCGAACAAUCGAAAUGUGUUUUAGUCGAACGGCGCCACUUGGUAUCAUGUCGACUGGGUAUUUAGGCAGAAUGCUUCAUACCCCUUGGCCCCAUAUCAAGUGACGCUUAGAUAUUUUACCUAGCAAUUGUAGAUUAGAUUUCCCAUAUUACGAACGUCAAACCUCAACUUUGUUACACUCCAGAGAAAAGCUCUUAUCGUGAAUGUCGAUUUACAGUUCCAACAUUAGGAAAACUGCAUUCGUUUUUUCUUGCGCACGUACACACGCACAUUCACACGUACACUCUCACCAGAACCAACUAUUCCCAACCAAAAGAAAACGUUAAAAUUCCCUGUUCCAUGCAUUCAGAGCUUUAUUGUGAGCCCUAUCAUUAGUGGAUUAAGUGAGAUCGUGUAGAAAGAGAAGUCGUUUGUUGUAAUGUGUUCUAUAAAUUCCUGUUUAAAGCUACUAUAGGUUCGACACUACCGGUUUGUUUGUAGUGUCUGAUUCUCGGUUGACGAAAUAACUAAAAAACAAAGAUAAUAGAGAUUGAUAUCCAAAAUGUACCUUAAGUAGAGAAACCGAACUGAAGUUGGAUUAUAUUUUUUCUACGUACAUACUUACAUAAAUUUACGCGCAUGAAACCAUUCAUCUUUACUGUUUCAAGUUCAUUUUCCCAUCAAACCAGAAAUUAUUUCCUUUCCAUUCCUUGAAAAGUGUGAAAACGAAGUUUAUAUAGAGAGAACAAACUUUAAUUACAAAAUAACACAAAACUGAAAACUCUAGUAGAUGUCGUUAUUGCCUAUAUAUUAUGAUCUACAGUGAUGAUACAAAGUUUAAUCGAGAGAUGCAAUAAUUUUUACGAAUCAACUGAGGAACAGAAAAGCAAGAAGAUACAAAUUCCGUUUCGUAACAAAUAACCAGGAACAAAGCUAAACUAAACUGAAAUUUAAUAUUAGAAUGGUAGCAAAUUGAUGAUAAUUGAGUCAGUGAUUGAAAACAAGGAGCUAAAAAAAGAGAUGCGAAAGCGGAAUCGGACGGCAGCGAUUGACUUGUAUUUAUAUUUGGACAUAAGAUUGAAACGGACUCUAUAUAGGAGAAUAAAGAAUGUGCGAUUAUAGUAGCUAGUUAGUUUUGACGAAGGAAAGUGGAAGAUAUGUAUAAAGUGGAAGAAGCGAGAAAGAAAUAAAUUGUUUUUCUUUUUUUGAAAUCAGG
This is a messenger RNA of Armigeres subalbatus, 6266 nucleotides long. RefSeq names its product mitogen-activated protein kinase kinase kinase kinase 5 (gene hppy). Gene Ontology annotation, molecular function: MAP kinase kinase kinase kinase activity; ATP binding. The record is from RefSeq and is a predicted model, not a curated record. The transcript has 15 exons. Gene Ontology annotation, cellular component: cytoplasm. Gene Ontology annotation, biological process: protein phosphorylation; intracellular signal transduction. NCBI's taxonomy places the organism in Eukaryota, Metazoa, Arthropoda, Insecta, Diptera, Culicidae. The coding region runs from base 607 to 3234 and encodes 875 amino acids.